This is a messenger RNA of Entrophospora candida, 874 nucleotides long. NCBI's taxonomy places the organism in Eukaryota, Fungi, Glomeromycota, Glomeromycetes, Entrophosporales, Entrophosporaceae. The record is from the annotation of a GenBank genome assembly.
UUCAGACAAUUAUCAAAAAGAAAGAGUUUGGUUAUUAAGACUCUUAUCUGCAGGUUUAAAAACCAAUGAAGAUUACAAGAUUUUCAAAAGAAGACAUGCAUGGGAUAUUAUAUCAGGAUAUUAUAAUUCAUCAUUAACUGAUAAUAUUACAAAGAAAAUUAUUAUAGAGAUUUUGUUUCAAGCAUCACCAAUAUCACAAGUUAUCACAGAUAUGGUUAAAAAUAAGUGUUUAAUAACAUGGAUUCACAAUUUAUGUGUUUCUUCUUUAACUAUGGGAAAAAAUUCAUCAUCAAUAUUUGGUUUAAGAAUAUUAUUAAGAGUUUUACAAGGCUGUAAGAAUUCAAUUUUACAAAAAUCAAAUGGAGUAUUGGUCAAUCAAGUUAUUUUUAUCUUAACAGGAUUACUAAAAUCAUUAGAUUUAAAUGCUAUAAAGAAAGAAACACUUUUAUGGUCAUUAAAUAUUUUGAAUGCAAUUUUAUUUAAUCUUCACUAUCUUUCACUUAUUUCUACUACAAAAACUAUUCUUUCAUCAUUUCAAAUUUCUUUAAUACUCGGAUAUCUUGAAAAAAUAGAAAUAAUUUUAAAUUUAUUAUAUGUAUUAGAUGAUGACUACAUAAAAAUGUAUAAACAAAUAAUUAGAAUAUUAUUUGAAUUAACUUUUAGUAAUAAUCAAGCCAAUAUUAUUGGUGGUGAUAAAGGUAAAGGUGAAUCAGAUCAAGAGUUGAUUAAUAAAAUUAUUGUAAGAGCAUUAGUUACAGGUGUUGCAAAAGAAGCAAGUUAUUGUGAUCUUACGUUUGAAAUGCUGUUUGCUUAUCUUCAUCUUUUCUUGCUGCAACUAGAAUAUAGAAUCAAGCCUACAAAGUUUUAUUAUUAG